Messenger RNA from Postia placenta MAD-698-R-SB12, 1401 nucleotides. RefSeq lists its product as hypothetical. NCBI's taxonomy places the organism in Eukaryota, Fungi, Basidiomycota, Agaricomycetes, Polyporales, Adustoporiaceae. The record is from RefSeq and is a predicted model, not a curated record. The transcript has 4 exons. Bases 1 to 1401 code for a protein of 466 amino acids.
AUGGAGCACCCGCCGGACUGCAAGAUCCUGGUCAUUACCACAAAGCCGGAGCAUGCUGACCAAUUUCUCCAACGCAUACAGGCCCUAUCCAAGUCUAAGUCAAGCUCGUCCGAGGUUACACGCACCCCCAAUAAUAUCACCCCGUGGACAAUCGUGAACAAGUACUAUACUGCAGACGUGCAUUUCGAGACUCGUCUAGCGCAGGAGUUCAAGUCCUCCCAUGCCAAAGGCGUGCCAGCUAUCAUAUAUGUUUGGCAGCAGGGCGAUCCUUACCGAGAACAAGUUCUCGACGUCGCGAGUAGUUUACGCCCUCAUGAUCCAGACGUGUCGCUGGCAGUCAAGUUUGGUAACAAUGCUGUGCCAAUAUCUGAGGAUGAAGAGGGUACGGAUGAGUUUCUGUCCGCGCAUGGCUUUGAAUACAUCGAAGGCGACCGAGUACCCAGGAAAGACAUGCAGGACGAGGAUGGGCACUCUGAGGACUCGGAUUCAGACAUCCCAGGCCUUCCGCGGGUCAUUGAUGCUCUCAGCACCAUCAUGUGGCCUUCUAUGGUGCAGUCUGACUCGACUCGCAACCGCAAGAGCCGCGCACGCGAGCUGGUUGGCUGGGCGCGCGAAGAGGAGGAGGAGGAUGGCCUCCGCGCACUCAUUUCGGAUACCCUCAGCGCGAGUGGAUCUGGCGGCGAUAUGCACCCAGGCGGCAGCGGCGGCGCAGCGCGCAAGAGCCGCAUGCAGCGCGAGAUGGAGGAGCUCGAGCGCUGGCUCGAGGAGGAGGACGACCGGCGGGAGCGCGAGGACGCGGGCGCGUGGGUCACGGCCGAGCGCGGCGUCGGCGUCGGCGCGGACGGUUGGCAGGACAUGCCGACGCCAACGAUCCACACGCCAGCAACCGACGGUGGCGGCGAGCUCGGGUUCGAUGACGACUUUACUGAGUUCGUCUCCGCGCCGUCGCCCCACGGCUUAGGCGCGCUCGAUGCGGACAGGCUCGUGCCAAUGCAUACGGGCGCGUCAUACCGCUCUCUCGCGUCGGUCUCGGACUUUGGGGGUGACCUGGGGGCGAGCGAGGACGCAGAUGCGGACGACCCGGACCUGCCGUCGCGCGCGGAGAUCGAGGAGACGUCACGCCGGAUCUUUGGCUCUGCUGCGCCUCUGCCGACACCACACCUCUCACUGUCGAACGCGAACGCGUCUGCUAUAUUUGCGGACGAGCAUCAUUCCUUCGAGUUGCAUGAUGACGAUGACGACUUCGAGAUGUCGGCAUUUGACCUAUCGCGUGUGCUGAGCGCGCUGCAGAGCAUGAAGGAGGAGAUCGGCGGGAUGAGCGACGAGGGAGAGCGAAGGAGGGCGGCAGCGCGAGUCGCCCUUGGGCUCGUGUAUGGGCUGCAGGCAGACAGGGAUGACUGA